Molecule: messenger RNA, 2967 nt
Organism: Closterium sp. Naga37s-1
Lineage: Eukaryota; Viridiplantae; Streptophyta; Zygnematophyceae; Desmidiales; Closteriaceae
Source: the annotation of a GenBank genome assembly
AUGCCACAUUUCCAGGCUGGCGGGGCGAUCAUCAAGGCAUGGAACGCGGCCAAGCCGGGAAUCUCCCAGGACGUCGUUGCAUACGACUCGGUGGGAUCAGGCGCCGGAAUCACCGGAUUCAACGGCGGCACCUACCUCAUUGCCGUCUCCGAUGAUCCCAUGACCGCCGCGCAAGAGGGAGGCGUCGUCGCCAGCGGCAAGAUCACCGUGCCUCUCUGCGUCUCCACCUUCAGCUUCUUCGUCAACGGAAAGCCUGGCAUCGUUCUGACGGCCACCCAGACGUUCCAGAUCUACAGCGGCGCGAUCACCGCGUGGUCCGCCGUUCCCGGCGCGGUGGGCAAGGUCGCGGGCGCCAUCACCGCCGUGGGGCGCAGCGACAAGUCCGGAAGUACCGCCAUUGUCAAGACCAUGUGGUCUAAGGCCGUGUCCGGGUACAGCGGCGGCACGGACGGCACAGCCCUGACUUACGCCGGCGUCACCAAGGUAGAGGGCACGAGCGCCGUGUGCGCCGCCGUGCUCAAGACCAAGGGCGCCAUCGGUUACGCGUUCACCGGCGGAUGCAGCGUCGUGCCUUACAACGCCAGGAAGCCCAACAACCCGAAGCGCGUGAUCGCCGCGCUCAAGAACGCCAAUGGCGUCGCCGUCGGGCCGCCCUCGUGGACCCCCGGGACGGCGCUCGUGGGCGCGCCUCCCGCAGCCGACGGGUCCUGGAGCAGCGUGGACUUCAUCUGGAAGGCCGGAGCCAAGACCCCUGCGAUGGUUUCCAUGGAGUUUGGGUUCAUCCGCAAGUCGCUGACGGGCGUGACUGGCGGGAAGAUUGCCAAGGCGUUCAUGCAGUUCAUGAUUGGGAAGCUGGCAAAGGGUGGGUAUGGGUUCAACGCGCCACCCCCAUAUUUUCCCCCUGCUUAUGCACUGCUUCCCCCCUGCUUACCCUCUGUUCUUCCCUUCUUACCCUUUGUUUCCCCCCCGCUUACCCCUUGUUUCCCCCCUGAUCUCUCUUCCCUCCCUGCUCUCUCUUCCCUCCCUGAUCUCUCUUCCCUCCCUGAUCUCUCUACCCUCCCUGCUCUCUCUUCCCUCCCUGCUCUCUCUUCCCUCCAUGAUCUCUCUUCCCUCCCUGCUCUCUCUUCCCUCCCUGAUCUCUCUUCCCUCCCUGCUCUCUCUUCCCUCCCUGAUCUCUCUUCCCUCCCUGAUCUCUCUACCCUCCCUGCUCUCUCUUCCCUCCCUGAUCUCUCUUCCCUCCCUGCUCUCUCUUCCCUCCCUGAUCUCUCUACCCUCCCUGCUCUCUCUUCCCUCCCUGAUCUCUCUUCCCUCCCUGCUCUCUCUUCCCUCCCUGAUCUCUCUUCCCUCCCUGCUCUCUCUUCCCUCCCUGCUCUCUGUUCCCUCCCUGCUCUCUCUUCCCUCCCUGCUCUGUCAUCCAUCCCUGCUCUCUCUUCCCUCCCUGCUCUCUCUUCCCUCCCUGCUCUCUCUUCCCUCCCUGCUCUCUCUUCCCUCCCUGCUCUCUCUUCCCUCCCUGCUCUCUCUUCCCUCCCUGAUCUCUCUUCCCUCCCUGCUCUCUCUUCCCUCCCUGCUCUCUGUUCCCUCCCUGCUCUCUCUUCCCUCCCUGCUCUGUCAUCCAUCCCUGCUCUCUCUUCCCUCCCUGCUCUCUCUUCCCUCCCUGCUCUCUCUUCCCUCCCUGCUCUCUCUUCCCUCCCUGCUCUCUCUUCCCUCCCUGCUCUCUCUUCCCUCCCUGAUCUCUCUUCCCUCCCUGAUCUCUCUUCCCUCCCUGAUCUCUCUUCCCUCCCUGUUCUCUCUUCCGUGGUGGGAAUGAUCGCCAUCAACGAUGGUGUGCUGCUCAACUCACACAUCUUCCUCAUCCUGCGCCGCCACUUCUCCUUCCAUCCCGCCUACACCCGCCUGCUUGACCUGUUUAAUGAGAUGCUCGUCCUCAUCACCACGCCUUCCAUUUAUUUAUUCUGCUCCUCCCCCCUCCCGCCUCCCUCCCUCCCCCUUGCCUCCUCUGCACGGGACCUAUACAUGGGCAAUGAGCCGAGCCGAGUGACAUACCAGACAGCGUGUGGGCAGAUGCUUGACCUCAUCACCACUCCUUCCAUCUGUCUGUUCCCCUCUUACCCCUUCCUCUCCCCUCUUCCCCCUCCAAUCUUCCUCCUCUGCAGAUACCACAAAAUCCGUUCCUUUCAUCCGUCCACCAUCCGUCCCUUCUUCCUUACAACUUCUCCUGACGUCCGUCCCCUCCUUUCCAUCCCACUCUUCCCCCGCCCCUCCUCUCUCCCUUCCCCAACUCUUCCCCCAUUUGUUUCCCCUGCCCCUUGUUCUCCCUCCCAGCUACCUAAAGAUUGUGCAGUACAAGACGGCAUACUACUCCUUCUACCUCCCUGUAAGCGUCUUCCUUUCUCUCUCCCUGCAAUGAUACUUUUCCUCGAGCUGACUUUUGAGUCGACUCAAUAUUCAGAUCGUGCAGUACGAGACAGCCUACUACUCCUUCUACCUCCCUGUAAGCGUCUUCCUUUCUCCCUCCCUCCUGUCCGUCCUCACCGCAUCCCUGUGGCAACGGCGUUGAUCCUGGCAGGAGUGGAGGACGCAGCACUGGCAGCACAGGCGAGGGAGAUCCUGGUGGUGAUGGGGACGUACUGUCAGAUGCAGGACGACGUGCUCGACUGCUUUGGUGACCCCGCUGUCAUCGGCAAGCCAUUCCUGUGUUACGCCUCCCCUCUCACCAGCCUUCUAUUCCCUCCUCCCCUCGGCUCCCUCUCUGACUGGCAUGGCAGGAUCACGAACACCAAGGCGAUGCUGGCGCUGCUGUACACGUUUGAGAGUCUGGGGUACCGCCUGUUCCACGUGGAGACGAACCCGCUGUGCCUCAUCUGCAUCGAGGUGGCCUACAUCCACGACUCCCUCCUCCAGCCCGCCAACCCCCAGGCCUGCCCCAAAGCCCCCCUCAACGACCCUGCCACCCCGCUUCAUGAAUAG